CCCAGCUACAAAUUUAGGGAUUGCAGGUGACCCCUGACAACCUUCCUCUAGAUGGAGCCUGACAUUUGACCACCAGCUGAAAGACAAUCUCUGAUCUUAGGCUACAGCUCCCCCUCCCCCACAGUGACCUCACAAAGGUUACUAGCUACUCCUCAGACACAGAGACCCUCUGUGAUGGCCCUUGUUGCCCUAGUGGGGAGCAUCGCCCUGAUGUUCCCGCUGAUCUUCAGGGCAUCCACGUGGGCAUGUCUCUUCUGCUUCACCACCCAUGAGGAACGCCUUCGUCUCUGCCAGAUGUUUGUGGGCACAGAGGGCCCCAAGCUGGGCCAGUGUAAAGACUCACUCACAGCUGCCUUUGAGGGUCUCUCAGACGUGGAAAUCAACUAUGAUGAGAGGGGGCACCUGCACGAUGCUUUCACACAGAUGACACUCGCCCUCCAGGAGGUGGCUGCCGCUCAGGGGUCCUUUAAGGCUGCCUUCCCUAGUGCUGCAGCAAAAAUGAAGAAGACCAUUCAACAGCUUAAAAAAGCCCAGGACUGCAUCCCUCCUUGUGGCGUCCAGGAGGUCACUAGGCGUUUCUACUGUUGGGGCUGCUUUUCCACAGUCUGCGACCUCCCUCUAGACUGUCCAGGUGAGGUGGCUGCACAGGCACGCCAGGGAAGGGGCGGGGCUUGUGUAGGCCCGCCAGAAUCACCUUUCCUCUCCUCUCCAGUUCAGGACGUGACGGUGAAGCGAGGGGAUCAGGCUUUGUUUUCUUGUAUCGUGGGCUUCCAAUUGCCUGAAUCGGAGCUCACUUACUCAUGGAAAUUCGCGGGAGGAGGUGUCCGGACUCAGGACGUGUCCUACUUCCGUGAUGUGCCAGGGGCCCACGGCUACCUGGCGCGGAUCCGGCCAGUGCAACCCACGCACCGCGGGACCUUCUCCUGCGUGAUCCUGCACGACCAACGCCCCCUGGCGCGGCUCUACUUCUUUCUGAACGUGACUGGCCCUCCUCCGCCUGGGGAGACUGAGCUCCAGGUCACGUUCCGGGAAGUGAUGCAUUGGACGCCGCGGGAGGCGGAAAUGAUCGAGCCCUGGAGGCCCAGCCUAAGCGAACUGCUUGCCAGGCCCCAGGCUCUGACGCUUGGCAACCUGUUCCUGCUCGCGGCUACUGCUGCACUCGUGUCUGCUACUGUCACUGUGUUAGUGUGGGUGUUUUUUCGAUGGUACUUAAGUGGCCCCUAACGAGGCUAUCUGCCCUGAUCUGACAUUCAUCCCUGAAAUAAAGAAUGUAUUUCAGUUCUGA
Molecule: messenger RNA, 1285 nt
Organism: Myodes glareolus (Bank vole)
Lineage: Eukaryota; Metazoa; Chordata; Mammalia; Rodentia; Cricetidae
Source: RefSeq, a predicted model, not a curated record